ACUACGUGUAUGUCGCAAAUGGCGGGGAACAUAAAAUUCGAAGAGGAUGUGUUGUUUUUCGACAAAUUCAACCAUUAUCAUGAUAUCGGACACGUUUAGCUAUGACCGUUAGUAAUCAACGACAGCUGAACCAAGAAUGAGGCGGUUCUUCAUUGUUAUGUGCUCCUGCGAUAUCUCAUGGAGGUUCAACAGUUCUACGGAUGUUACCUUCUCUACUGCACGAAUCCGAAGUACAAAGGGCACACAUACAUUGGAUUUACCGUGGAUCCCAACAGGAGGGUCAAACAACACAACAAGGGACUCAAGGCAGGUGGCGCGUGGAGGACCAGCACCAAAGGCCAAUGGGAUAUGCCUCUAAUUAUACAUGGCUUCCCGAACGAGAUAUCUGCAUUGCGGUUUGAGUGGGCUUGGCAGCACCCGGACAAGUCUCGAAGGCUCGGUCACGUCGAAAAGAAAAAUAGAAAGGAGAGCAGGUUUGAGUUUGCCUUCAGGGUGGUCUCCCACAUGCUUCGUGUUGGACCAUGGACCAGACUGCCCCUGACCGUGCAGUGGCUCAUGGAGGAAUACCGGCUCGACUUUCAGACGAGCCUUGCCCCACCACCCCACAUGGCCAUAGCCUAUGGACCCGUUAAAGCCGUCUGCAGUCAUGCCCAACGUUCCAUCGAACAAGAUGACAUCCAAGUGAUGCCGCUCUGCUGCGUGUGCAACACGGCCAUUCAGUCGAGGAAGAGUACCGCACGGUGCAUUCAUCCUGGCUGCACCGCAACUUCUCACCUUUCCUGUCUUGCCAAGCUCUUCUUACAAGGCGACUCCAAGUCCCUGAUUCCGGUGAACGGAGAUUGCCCACGGUGUGGGAAGUGGACUCUGUGGGGAGAACUAGUGCGGCACAGCAGGACGUGCGAUUGGUUCUAGACUCCGUCGUCGAGCUGAAGAUGGGUCCAGAUGCAACGUGCACCGUGCACCGAACGGCGAGUACUGGACGCUCUGUCUCGAUUGUUGCUGUCAAACGCAAAAGACUCGGCAUUCUGGCUUAGACUUUUUGUUGGGCAUGUUGAAAGUUACACCCUUGUCAACAUUUUGAUUUUUUUUAAUUAUGUACUUGAAGGGGGGGGGGGGGGCCGUUCUGGGUGUGUACACAAGCAGCAUUUGUUCCCUCGGUGUGCAGUGAUUUAAUGUGCUUUUACAUUGCGCCUUUUCAUUACUUCACAGUCAUUUAAUUUCUUUAUUAUGCUAGUGUUUUUUAAGUUUUGGAAUGGACUGCUGUCAACACAGUGGAAAGAUGAUUUGGUUAUUGAUAUUUGCUACAGGUCAUGCUUUUGUUGACUAGAGAUAAUUUUAUUUGAAGCGAGUGCUACAUGCAGACUGCUACUAAAACAAUGGUACAAAUGUGAAUAUAUGAUGAAGCUCAAGCACUUCGACCACAACAUUUUUAACAUUUUAAGUGUCAACACAUAACUGAGAGCCAUGUUUGUUUUUGCCAUUCACAGGCGACAAUUCAUGCAUCCCUGCUUCAUCUGAUCGGUGCAUAAGUAAAGAAUGUCUCCACACCAAAUUACUAGCAGAAAAUUCCAAUGAAACAUGCUAAAACCUAUAUUGACCAAGAGGCCGAUCAAAGUGACCCAUGAAUGAAAGUAGACAACACAAAUUAUGUAUACAACACUUGUGAGAAGUGUACCCUCCUUCUAAAGCUACAUUUAUCUCCUGUUUUUGUUAAAUCUAAUGUUAGCUUGGCUAUACAUAUUUAUUUUGGCCAGCUGCAAGAUUAUACAUCAAUUAUCAAUAUUAUUGUCUAUGGCCACUGCAGAAUUUUUUGAGUGCGUGCUCUUCAAUGAAGCUGGAGAAAAUUAAAUGACAUUUUGCAUGCACCAGCUGUCAAGAGCCCCACCCAGUUCUCGCUAUUAGUGCCCAAACCAGUUGUUUGAAUUUCCAGAGACUUCAUUCUCAGUUUAAAGGAGCUGUGCAACGAUUUUAACGUUGAAAGAAUUUGCAUCUUCUACUUUUGACAUUGUUUAUCUUGUCACGAAGGACAGGAAACAGAUCUCCUUCUUUCAAAAUGUUGUGAUUUUGCCGCAUAAUCGCGAGGCAAAAAUUAAAAUAUUUCCCGACCUGCAGCCGCCAGAACCACGCGGCGUGACGUCAAAGGGGGACUUGUAAAAGGAAAGCAAGUUGUGCAAAUAACUGCUCGGUAAAAGGGCAUUUUUCUAUGAAUCUUCUUGUUCCAACAUAAAUAUAAAUGCGUCAAAAACCUGGUAUCGUCGACAAAACUUUUAUUAUACGGAAGUUUACUGGCGCCAUCUAUUGGAAGUCAACAAAACCGUCGGCUCUAUCUGCUACUGCGAACAGAAGCCGGAGGGGGAUGGGGAUGGCCGGACCCAGAUGAGACUUUCCUCCUUUCACCAUGUUGAUCAUACUGUGCAAGCACGUAGUUAUGUGGUCGUGAGCGGCUGAGUUCUUGCUGCUCACUGAUGGCUAUAGAGAGAGAGCUUCACCAGAACCUUAUGCAUCCUCCUUUCACGUCACAGCGCACAUGACUAGAAAGAUGGGGAAGGAGUUGAGAGGUGCUGAAAACCUCAAUCUGUGUAAAUUUUUAAAAUAAAAACUAGGCCAUGCAGGCAAAAGCUUUUUUUUUUUUUGUUCUUUACUUCAGAAAGGUCGAGACACCAUCUCCCAAAUUAUUUUAGCAAAGCAGUGAAAUUGUUGCACAGCUCCUUUAAGCGGGUACGAUAGAGUUACACUUUUACAUUUCCCCUGCUAGAACAGACCACUACAAUACACCUUUUGACAAAAAUGUCAGCUUACUAGAUGCAAGAACUAAUAUUUUUGGCUCGCUUCAUAGGAAUCUAAAUGUUUAAAAAAUGCCUACUACUUAAAAAGAGAAAAACAAUUGAUGUAAUCUACUUGCUUUGUGAAUAAAAACUACCCAUCUAGAAUUUGAA
Molecule: messenger RNA, 2936 nt
Organism: Ixodes scapularis (black-legged tick)
Lineage: Eukaryota; Metazoa; Arthropoda; Arachnida; Ixodida; Ixodidae
Gene: slx1
Product: structure-specific endonuclease subunit slx1
Exons: 4
Coding region: 178-912 (244 amino acids)
Biological process (GO): double-strand break repair via homologous recombination
Cellular component (GO): Slx1-Slx4 complex
Molecular function (GO): 5'-flap endonuclease activity; crossover junction DNA endonuclease activity
Source: RefSeq, a predicted model, not a curated record